AUGAACCAGAAAGUGGUACUCAUCACUGGCUGCUCCUCUGGAAUUGGCCUCGCCUUGGCUGUCCGCAUUGCAAAUGAUGAGAAGAAGAGGUUCAUGGUCUAUGCAACCAUGAGGAACCUGACUAAGGGUAAGGCGCUGGUUGAGGCAGCAGGUCGGAGUCUGGGCAGAACUUUGGAAAUCAAACAGCUGGAUGUAUGUGACGAGGACUCGAUCAAAGCCUGCGUGGACAGCCUGCCUGAGCGCAGGGUGGACAUUCUUAUAAGUAAUGCUGGAAUGGGGCUGAUUGGACCCAUUGAGUGUCAGUCUAUCGAUGAGAUGAGGACUGUCAUGGAUACCAACUUCUUUGGACUGGUGCGGCUGCUGAAGGAAGUCCUGCCUGACAUGAAGAGGAGGAAAAAAGGCCAUAUUGUCGUCAUUAGCAGCGUCAUGGGCAUCCAGGGGAUUUUAUUCAAUGAUGUCUAUGCAGCAUCUAAAUUUGCAGUGGAAGGCUUUUGUGAAAGCAUGGCAGUACAAGCCCUGAGGUUUAAUCUCAAUAUCAGUCUGAUUGAGCCAGGUCCGGUGAUAACAGAGUUUGAGCGUAAAGUCUAUGAUGAAGGCAUGAAGACUGAUCUCAGCAAAGCUGACAAAGUUACUGCUGACAUGUUCACAAACAUCUACUUGAAGAACUACAAACAAAUCUUUGAAACCCUUGGGCAGACUCCUGAGGAUAUAGCAGAGCAUACUCACAAGAUCAUCACCAUGAAGGAUCCACCUUUCCGUCAUCAGACGAACACGGUUUACACCCCUAUGACCACCCUCAAAUAUGCUGACCCCAAUGGUGACCUCCCAAUUGACACAUUUUACAAAAUGGUGUUUGAACACGAUAAAGUCUUCAAUGCUAGUCUCAACUUCAUCAAGCUGCUACGCUGGAGAAGUCAAAAGAGCUUUACCUUGGACAAAGACAAAGACAAAGACAAGAACAACUCAUAG
Molecule: messenger RNA, 969 nt
Organism: Scomber japonicus (chub mackerel)
Lineage: Eukaryota; Metazoa; Chordata; Actinopteri; Scombriformes; Scombridae
Exons: 6
Coding region: 1-969 (322 amino acids)
Biological process (GO): estrogen biosynthetic process
Cellular component (GO): cytoplasm
Molecular function (GO): estradiol 17-beta-dehydrogenase [NAD(P)+] activity
Source: RefSeq, a predicted model, not a curated record